CAUACAGGCCUGAUGUGAUCUGUAUCCUUGAACCGAGGAUCAGUGGUGAUGAUGCACUGGACAUCAUUAAGAGCAUUGGUUUUGACUCGAUGGCUGUUUCUGACGCAGUGGGUUUCAGUGGGGGUAUCUGGGUGUUGUGGGACAACAGUCAUAUGCACCUGGAGGUCAUUGAUAAGGAUAAACAGUUUAUUCAUUUGAAAUGGUUCGGUGCAAGGAAGGAGAUUGGCUUUCUUACCGCAAUCUACGCCAGUCCUAAUGAUUUUGAGAGGGGGUCAUUAUGGAACUGUCUUAGAAGGAUUGAGAAGUCGGUUGAUGGACCUUGGCUCUUGUCAGGGGACUUCAACGCCAUGUCUAGCCCUGAGGACAAGCAUGGAGGGGCUCCUUUCAACUUUGCAAGAGCGAGACCUUUCACAGAUUGUAUUGAUGACUGUGGCUUGGUGGACCUUGGAUUCUCGGGUCCAAAAUUCACAUGGUUCACCAAGUCAUCCAGACUGAAGGAGCGACUGGAUCGCAGCUUCUGUAGCUUGGAGUGGAGGCAAAAGUUCCCGGGAACUAUGGUUUUCCAUCUCCCUAAGCUUAAAUCCGACCACAGGCCUAUCUUGACGUGUACAACAAGUAUCCCUCCAAGUCACAAGCCGGUGAGACGCUUCCAAUUUCUUGCUCCAUGGCUUGCGCAUGAUGACUUUCCUAGUUUUUUUUCUUCUUCGUGGAAUCUUGGCUUUGAUUUCCCUUCCUCCUUGCAGGUCCUCUCCGAGAAGCUCGCCUGGUGGAACAAGGAAAUUUUUGGCAACAUAUUCCGCAGGAAGAAGUAUCUGAUGAAGAAGCUCCAAAGUUUGGAGAUCCUGAAUGAACGAUCGGCCUCUCCUCGCUCCUUGGAGAAAGAGAAGCAGACCCGAGAAGAGCUGGAGGAGACUCUUUGGCAGGAGGAGGUUCUUUGGCUGCAAAAAUCCAGAGCUAACUGGAUUGUCCACGGCGAUAAGAAUACCCGCUUUUUCCACCAGAGUACCUUGAGCAGAAGGAAAAGGAAUGCGAUCUCUUGCCUUAAGGAUGAUUCGGGGAACUGGAUCUCUGAUCCUGACUCCAUCCUUCUGAUGGCAAGGUUGUUCUUUGUGGAGUUGUAUACCAAGGAGGAUAAGGAGCACCAUCCCAACCUUCCUGCUGACUUUCCAGAGCUGGCACCAUCGUUGACUGAUAGGCUCGGAGCACCCCCAUCAUUUGAGGAAGUCAGAGCAACUCUCAUGGACAUGAAGGGUCUCAAAGCGCCAGGGAAAGACGGCUUCCACGCUAUCUUCUUUCAGAAGUGUUGGGGCGUCGUUGGAAGGGAGUUUUUCCUCCUUAUCUCUAGUUGCUUUAGUAACCCUAGCAAGAUUAGAUCCCUGAACCAAACUCUGCUUGCUCUUAUCCCUAAAGUUGAUGCUCCUGCAUCCAUGAGCCAGUUUCGUCCCAUUAGCUUGUGCAAUGUGGGAUACAAAGUGGUGGCUAAAACGAUUGCCAAUAGGCUUAAAUCGCUUAUGCCCCAUUUGGUUCACCCUAACCAGUCCAGUUUCGUUCCCAACAGGCAUAUCACUGAUAAUAUUCUUAUUUUGCAGGAAACUGUCCACUCUAUGGCUAGGAAAGGUGGAAAGAAGGGUACGAUGCUCCUGAAGGUGGAUCUUGCGAAAGCAUACGACCGUAUUGACUGGACCUUCCUUGAAGAAACCUUGAUGCUGGCUGGAAUCCCCACACAAUGUGUCAACAUCAUCAUGCAAUGCGUGACCUCGGUGGAGAUGCAGGUGCUUUGGAACGGAGGAGAAACCGAUCCAUUUUCCCCAACCAGGGGAAUCCGGCAGGGAUGUCCUCUCACCCCCUACCUUUUUACCCUUUGCAUUGAGAGAUUAAGCCAUAUCAUUGAUAGGAAAGUUAGGGAUAAAAAAUGGAAACCUGUUCUGUUAUCUGUUGGUGGCCCUCCUCUUUCUCACUUGUUCUUCGCUGACGACCUGGUUUUGUUUGCCGAGGCCAGUGUUGAGCAAGCUGACUGCAUUUUGUCCUGCCUGAAUGCCUUUUGUGUUGCCUCAGGAGAGCUUGUUAGCAAGGACAAGUCUCGUGUUUUCUUCUCUAAGAACACUAAGAUGCAUGCUAGGACUAAUAUUUGCUCCAGGCUUGGCAUUCAACCUACUAAUGACCUAGGAAAGUAUCUAGGUGUGCCUGUUAUCCAUGGUAGACUGACUAAACUUACCUACAGGUAUAUUUUGGAUAAAAUCGACAGCAAACUAACGGCUUGGAAAGCUCGUACCCUCUCUCUUGCGGGUCGAGUCACCCUCGCCAAGGCUGUUCUUGAAGCCAUCCCUUUGUAUGCUAUGCAAACCACCCUUUUACCUGCCUCUGUGUGUGACACGAUUGAUAGGAAAAUUAGAUGGUUUGUGUGGGGGUCUCAAGUGGGGAAAAGGAAGGUCCACUUGAUUUCUUGGGAAACAAUCUGUAAACCCAAAAAUCAAGGUGGCCUUGGCCUUCGAACUGCUAAGAGUUUGAAUCUUGCUUACAUGGUAAAGUUGGCUUGGCAUGUUCUGAACAAUGAGAAAGAUUUAUGGGUUCGUGUGUUGCAGGGUAAAUACUUCCACCACAAGGAUGGAAAAAUUAUGGCUAUGAAAACCAGCAAUCACUCUAAUCUUUGGAGAGCUAUCCUGAAGGCGAUGCCAACGAUGCGAAGAGGAAUGGCAUGGAGCAUUAGGGAUGGGAUGUCGAACGGCUUCUGGACGCACCCGUGGCUGGAUCAGGACACUGUCCUUGAGGACUAUGCGCUCGUUCCCUUGUCCGAGGAGGAUAAGCUCUCUUGCGUGGCGGAUUGGACUAACACGAACGGUGAGUGGAACUGGGAUAGACUUAAGAACUUUCUGCCUAAUGAGGUUUUGAUUCGUAUUGCAGGAUUGGAGACACCAGACCCGGAGCUUGGAGAGGACAGAACAAUAUGGGGAGUGGAAAAAGAUGGCAGAUUCAGGCUUCGAUCCGCUUACGAGCUGGUGGAGGGCUCGACUGAAGGCAGGACGGAGGAGCACUGGAGAGACCUCUGGAGAUGGGACGGCCCCAACCGAGUUAAACUCUUUCUGUGGCUUGUCUCCCACAACAGACUUCUCACCAACGCUGAAAGAAAGAAACGACAAAUGGCACAAGAUGGGAGCUGCACUCACUGCACCGACGAAGAGGAAACGAUGGAGCACAUUCUGAGGAGAUGCAAGAAGACGGAGGGAUUUUGGCGACAUUUCAACUGCAAGAUCAAAGACAGGAACAAUGGAACUUCUUUCAUUCAAUGGAUCCAUAGGAACACUAAAGAUGUUGACACAGGAAUUGAUUUCGGCAUCCUGUGUUGGCUGGUCUGGAAACAAAGAAACGAGGAGGCCCUCGAUGGUAAGAAUUACUCGGAGGAGGGUUUGAUCUGCAAAGCCAAAGCGUGGCUCAACAUCCACCGACACGCAAGAGAAAACACCAUCAGGAGCCUGGUGAUGACAAGCUCUGUUCAGGUGGAGAAAGAGCUCUCCUGGAAACCCCCAAGAGAAGGAUGGUACCAAGUUCAAGCGGAUGGAUCGGUUUUGGGGGCCUCUGGUAUGGCGGCUGCAGGCGGCGUGAUCAGGGACUGCCUGGGGCGUUGUUUUGAUGCUUUCGCGUGCAACCUUGGAGCUUGUUCUAUUACUUGUGCUGAGUUGAAGGGUGCUGUUGUGGGACUUGAGAGGGCUUGGAAGCUUGGAUUUCGCAAGAUCGAGCUCAAUCUGGAUUCCACCACCGCCAUCAGCAUUAUUAAGAAUUGGAAGGACAGCAACCAUUCACAUGGUUUGCUGGUUGGAAAAAUUGGAAGCCUCCUGAGUCGUGAAUGGGAGGUGGUUAUUAGCCAUGUGUAUAGGGAGAAAAAUGUUGUUGCUGAUUUUUUGGCAUCCAAGGGUCAUUCCCUUCCUUUUGGUACACAUUGUUUCGAUGUGUACGAUCCCAACCUCGAACAUUGGUUGAUGUAUGAUGUCAUGGGAAUUACCACGACUCGGUCUAUUAAUAUUAUGCACUAGGGCGUCUCGCCCGUCUUUCUACCAAAAAAAAAAGCCUCCUGUAGAAGCGAGAAGAAAUUCUGAUGGGUACAGGGAAGAAAGACAAUGUGCUGACGUGGAAGCCUGGAUGGAAGUAAAAACUAAAAUGUCAA
Linum trigynum is the source of this 4159-nucleotide messenger RNA. NCBI's taxonomy places the organism in Eukaryota, Viridiplantae, Streptophyta, Magnoliopsida, Malpighiales, Linaceae. The record is from the annotation of a GenBank genome assembly.